CCUGGGAACAUGGCCCUGCGAGAGAGAGAAACCAGCAGCAAUGACAAGCAAGAACAGAACAGCAGUCGUGUUAUUACAAUUGUCUUCCUGGCACUCUUCAUCGACUUGUUGGGAUUUGCUCUCAUCUUGCCAUUGUUUCCUUCCAUCCUUGAUUAUUACAGCCAGACUGAGGAUGGAUUCUAUUUGUCGUUGCAACGUGGUGUGGACUGGUUUGCAGAGAUGGUUGGGAUGCCUCCAGAGCGGAAAUACAACAGUGUCUUGUUUGGAGGUCUGAUUGGCUCAGUUUUUUCCAUCCUACAGUUUUUCUCCUCUCCCCUCACUGGUGCUGUUUCGGACUGCUUGGGCAGAAGGCCUGUCAUCUUGAUGACAGUGAUGGGUUUGAUAACAUCAUAUGCACUAUGGGCUGCCUCUAGGACUUUUGGCGUUUUUCUUCUCUCCAGGAUCAUAGGUGGAAUAAGCAAAGGGAAUGUCAGCCUCUCCACAGCUAUAAUUGCUGACUUGCACUCUCCAAAAGCACGGAGCAAGGGCAUGGCAAUGAUUGGCAUUGCUUUCUCCCUUGGUUUUACCCUCGGUCCCAUGAUUGGAGCUUACCUAGCCAUGGAGACAGAGAAAGGAGAAGUCUUCUACGUUCGUUCGGCAUUGCUGGCACUCAUGUUUGCUGUGGCUGAUUUAAUUUUCAUCUUCUUCCUACUUCCAGAGACACUUCCCAAAGAAAAACGGGUCUCUUCUGUGACAUCUGGAUUUCAGGCAGCAGUUGACUUGCUCAGUCCUUUGGCUUUAUUUCAGUUCUCUGCAGUCACCCGAGGAAAAGAAUCUCCGUCAGAGGGGAAUCUUCAGAAUCUCAAAAUCCUGGGCCUGACUUAUUUCCUGUACCUCUUCCUGUUUUCCGGCUUGGAGUAUACACUGAGUUUUCUCACUCACCAGAGAUUCCAAUUCAGCAGCAUGCAGCAGGGCAAGAUGUUUUUCUUUAUUGGAAUAACAAUGGCUGUGAUCCAGGGAGGCUAUGCUCGCCGAAUCAAGCCAGGAAAUGAAAUCAGAGCUGUAAAAAGGGCUAUUAUGUUGCUGAUUCCAGCUUUCUUGUUAAUUGGAUGGGCUGCAAAUGUGACCAUGCUGAGCGCUGGACUGUUGCUUUACUCUUUCGCUGCGGCCAUUGUUAUCCCGUGUUUGUCAGCAGUGGUGUCAGGCUAUGGCUCUGCCAGCCAGAAAGGACGAGUCAUGGGGAUCCUGCGGAGCCUGGGCGCCCUUGCCAGAGCCCUGGGACCAGUCCUGUCAGCUACCGUUUACUGGCUGGCAGGGGCAGAGGUUUGCUUCACUGUCUGUGGAGCUUUGUUCCUCAUCCCCUUCAUUUUACUUGGUUCUAUAAAACAGCAGAUAAAGGCGGAAUAG
Messenger RNA from Pterocles gutturalis (yellow-throated sandgrouse), 1386 nucleotides. It is a transcript of the gene SLC75A1, whose product is annotated as major facilitator superfamily domain containing 10. Lineage: Eukaryota; Metazoa; Chordata; Aves; Pterocliformes; Pteroclidae. Gene Ontology annotation, molecular function: transmembrane transporter activity. The transcript has 12 exons. The record is from RefSeq and is a predicted model, not a curated record. The coding region runs from base 10 to 1386 and encodes 458 amino acids. Gene Ontology annotation, biological process: transmembrane transport. Gene Ontology annotation, cellular component: brush border membrane.